AUGCCGCCAUGGAGUUUCGAUAAUUCAGACAUCCGUAGAAACGAUAACGGAUCUGGAUCGUCACGGUAUAACCCACCAAGGACUGUAGCAGCUAUACAUGCCAGCGCACAAAAGGAUAACUCUAUAUCGCAAGAUGAUGCUAAGGAUGGCAGUGAAGAAAUGCCUUCAAAGACAAAUGAUAUUAUACAGGGUUCGGAAAUAUCAUCGAAAGAAAACAUUAUGAAUGAUAUAGCCGAAGUGACUGUGUCACAGCCUCAAAAACGUGGCCGUGGACGACCAAGAAAGGUUAAGGAAUCGUUACCAAAUGAAGUAAUUGCAGAGAAGGUAUCUGAGGAUCAUAGUCAAACGGUUAUCGGAGAUGCUAAGGAUAAUAAUGAUAUGACAAAUCAUGCAUUGGAUAACCCAGCUGAAAGGACAUUUGUCAGGAUGUUGGAUGAACAGUUGGCAUCGACAAGGAAUCGAUUGCCAGAAUCAUUCUAUGGAGAAGAUGUUUAUAGCACAGUUAAUAACGAAAGGCUACCUGAAGGGUGUAAAACUAUUAUGGAUUUCCUUAAUAUUCCAAAGAAUUACGAUUUUAAAUCAUUGGUUGACCUAGCAUUACACGGCUCGGAAGGGUUAUCUUUACCAGAAUCAAACCCCCAAACUGCAGGUGUCAUGACGGAGGAACCGAGGUAUACUGGAAAGUUCUCGGAUAGUUUCUUCGAGAAAAUAUUUCAUCCACAAACUACUAAACGCCACUAUAGUACAACAAUGGGUGAACCUGAACCCGCUCAGUUAGACACGGUUUAUGACACUAUCAAAGGAAAGUCACCCAGCGAGCUGCUCGAGAAACAACAGACAUCGCCAUUGGAUAAGAUACAUUAUGAUAGCUUGAUGUUUGACAAUCACGGAUACAUCAGACAUUAUCUCACACAUUUAAAUCAAUACAAUUACCGUGUACUCAGCGGGCAUCAUAAAUGUGACGAGAAGCUGAAUUACUACCUCAACAACGAAUAUAUACAGUACAUAUAUAAAAAAUUCCCGCCACCACAUGAUAACACUCAGAAGGUAAGGGAAUAUUUCAUGGACAAUAUACCGGAGAUCAUGGACAACCUGGUUAACCUUAUCAAAAACGACCCCAAUAAGGAUAGAACACCAUCUCCACCUCUACAUGAUACGUCAUUGGCGCCCGGGUUCAAACUUCCAGAUUACAUGAAACCUGGAUAUGAAACUGAUGAUGAAAGGACAGGUGGUUAUGUUGAGGAUGAUUUCAUCAGAUUCGCCAGUCUCGAUGGGCUACAUCAACCGGAGAAAUAUUUACACUAUCCAUAUGCUGACAUAGAACCACUCUAUCAGAGACAACUGCUUGCUGUGUACCUAGAUCUACUGAAAACUGGUGAAUUAGGCGAGCCAGGAACUUAUAAGAAGUACAAGGCUCAUGCCGCAAGUAUAAGGAACGAGACCUUUCCAGAUCAAACGAAGCUACCUAAUGAAAUAUAUGGGCAACAAACACCACAGCAACAGAAAAUUUUUGAUAAAACCACUACAUUUACAAAGGUAUAUGAACGUGGUAGUCGAAAGACUAGUGUAGCUUUGGUAUACCUAGAACCUGGUAACGGUCAUAUCAUCAUUAAUAACCGUGAUGGCUACCAGUACGUACGCUACUGUACCCAACGCAUUAGGGAGAUGCUCGAGCCACUGGAUUCCAUCUACGCUUAUACCAAGUUUAACGUGAUAGCUGUUGUUCAUGGAGGAGGAAUAACAGGACAAGCAGGAGCCAUUAGACAUGCCUUGUCGCGGUACAUAACCAAGAUAUUGGCACCGAAAUUGGAACCGUAUCUGUCUAUGCGUGACCUUACACGUGCUGACACACGUCAGGUCGAACGAAAGAAGACCAACUUGCGGAAGGCGCGCAAGAAGGAACACUAUUCUAAGCCCAGGGCAGGCUUUGCUGAUGCUAUAGUUAUCGAUACUGAGGGUGAGGUACCAUCCAAGAAACUUGCCAAGAAAAUCAGGGCACAGCAGUUAGCUGGACCUUUGGCAUCACGUGGAGCUGUAGAACGUACCAAGCUUCAAAAACUCAUAUCGAAGAUCAAGUCGAAGCGUGACAGUAUUGAUAUCGAUACUGAUGAAUCUGGUAGUUCGCAUAAGCGUGAAAGUGAUGAUAUUUGGGGUAAAGAUGCGGAACCCGUUGUUAAAAGAAGGCCAAAGAUGCCAUCUAUCGCGAAGAUCAUACCAGCAGUAGCCGCACCUCAUGCCGGACAAAGUUAUAAUCCAACCCCGGAGUCACAUGCUGAACUCAUUGACGAAGCUGUAGAAGCACUGCCAAAAUCGCAACCCGAUAAUGAUAAACCAUUGAGUGAUAUGAUACAGAAUGUUCUGCCAGAUAUAGACGUGGAUAUCCUUAAUCUUAAACAGAAGCAAUUGCUUGCUAAUCUGAUAAUACAGGACAAACUGGAUGACGAAUCCAUAUCAAAGGCAUUAGAUGAGAUAGAGGAUGAUGAUGAGAAGGACUCUGAAGAUGACAAUAUGGAAGCUAGAACGGCAAGCCGUAGUCGGAAAAUGAAGAGGAAGACACGUGCUCAGCGCAACAGGCAGAAAUUACACAAAGAAAUGUUAAAGCAAGCAUUGAAACGUAAACGUAUGAAACGAUUAGUGCAUGAUAUAGAUCGCCUUAAUCUACGGAAUGUGGAAGAAACGGCUGAGGAAGAGAAUAUGGAAGGCAAGGAAGCACGCUUAAGAAGGUACUUGGAGAACCUUAUUCGUGGAAAGACAGCACUGAGAUAUGGAAAUAAAGUUUAUAAAGCUGAUCCUCAUGUGGUCGCACUAUCUGAUGAGAUCAAAUCAUGUCUCCGACAGCUCGAAACUCCAACUAGGAGCGCUGUUGAUCAUGUUGUGGAUUCAAUCUAUCGUCGAGGUUUCGUACCAGCACCACCAGUGUUUGAUGAGCAAUAUCGCCGUAACGCUAAACGUAAAUUGUUAAAGCGUUGUGUCAAGUACAAGAGCAAGCUGCUGCACGUUAACAUGUUUAAGUAUUUUAUCGUAGAGGACUUAAUAUCGCUAGAAGUUAGUGAAUACCUCUGCGACGCACACAAAAAACUCACAACUAAAGUUGACGACAAAUACGUAGAUAAGGUUAUCGUAGAUGUUGGACUCGUAGUCCUCGUGGAGGAGCUAUUAGUCCUAUCAGAACCCAAGAUACUUCCGAACGACGCGAGUGCCCUGUUCACCCUUAAAUUGAAACUACUUGUAUUUUCACCGGAAAGGGACCAAAUUCUCAAUGGAACCAUCAUAUCAUCUGAUUCUACCGGAAUAUCUGUUUCUCUAGGUUUUUUUAGUGACGUGAAAUUACUUCCAUUAUUUUUACCGGAAAACACUUCCUUCGACCGUGACACUGCAACGUGGUUCACUGAAGACAACGGUACCAAACUAUAUUACAAAAACAACACAAACAUCAAGUUCAAAGUUGUAGAAGUCACAUAUAACGAAUUAAAUGACUUACCGGAAGACGAUCAAAUGCCAGUCAUGCUAGUUAUCGGAACACCAGCCUAA
Molecule: messenger RNA, 3531 nt
Organism: Babesia sp. Xinjiang
Lineage: Eukaryota; Apicomplexa; Aconoidasida; Piroplasmida; Babesiidae
Gene: rpsI
Product: 30S ribosomal protein S9
Exons: 8
Coding region: 1-3531 (1176 amino acids)
Biological process (GO): ribosomal large subunit assembly; rRNA processing; translation
Cellular component (GO): ribosome; nucleolus
Molecular function (GO): structural constituent of ribosome; 5S rRNA binding
Source: RefSeq, a predicted model, not a curated record